Messenger RNA from Fundulus heteroclitus (mummichog), 1249 nucleotides. RefSeq names its product fibronectin type III domain-containing protein 7-like. The coding region runs from base 46 to 1233 and encodes 395 amino acids. Gene Ontology annotation, molecular function: protein binding. The record is from RefSeq and is a predicted model, not a curated record. The transcript is spliced from 6 exons. NCBI's taxonomy places the organism in Eukaryota, Metazoa, Chordata, Actinopteri, Cyprinodontiformes, Fundulidae.
CAGACAGGCUGACCCACUGAGGGACUGAGACUAACAGUGGAUAAGAUGCAGGAGUUUUGUUCAUCUGUUGCCCUGUUGUUUCUUCUGCAGAUACAGUAUGGAGUGGCUGCGGAUUGUAAUAUAGUGUCAGUGACAUCUCCUUCAGCGUCCGCACUGGACGUGACCUGGAGCAGCGUUGCCGGAUCAAGCUAUUAUGUCCUAGAUUUGAGAGUUGUGAACUCGACGAUUAUCCCACAGAUAAAGUUGGAGAACAUCUCUUUCACGCAGAGGCAGGUGCAGGGAUUAAGAGCGGGACACGUGUACCAAGUCACACUGUCAGCCUUUGACAUGCUUUUUUAUCCCCUGUGCACAGUUUCGAAAAUAGCCAUGACAGUUCCUGCUGGAUCCCAGAUUACAUCUGCCCAAGCGAUUUCAAGCACUUCUGUAAAGUUUGCGUGGUCCACUGUGACAGGGGCAGAGAGCUACAUCUUGUUUUUGGUGGAGACGUUCGGCUCUUCUCCAAAGGAAUACAACCGGACCUUCACCUCCUCCAGUGGAGAGGUGGAUGGCUUGACUCCGUCCACAAGCUAUGACUGCUACAUUUACUCCUCCAACAGUGCGGGGAGAGGUGCCAAAAGCACAAUAAAGACAGUAAUAACAUUGGUUCCGCCACCGACUGGUGUGAAAAUCAUCGCAACUGGCAAGAGCACAGCCCGAGUGACCUGGGAGCCUAGGAACAAAGUCCUGCUUUACCAAGUGAGUGUGAAGGACAACGGCAACCCGGACAAACCACCCGUCUUAAGGAGCACAUCAUCCACAUCCAUGGAGAUCAGUAAUCUGGAUCCCUGCUCCACCUACUCAGUGGGGGUAUCAUCAUUCAACCUCUAUUUGGUGCCUGGAGAGCCCUCUGCUGUCACAUACAAUACUACUAGUAUAGAUGGAGUAACGACAGUCUCUGUGGACUACAGCUGUUCCAUCAACAUGGUGACGGUAACUUGGGAUUUGGUGUCUGGGGCUACAAAGUACAGGGCCGAGGCCGUGGACAGCACCGGCGCCUCCCUGAACUGCACAUCAAACUCCACCAGCUGUCAGAUCACGACGCGCAAAUGUGGAGAAAACUACCAGGUCCGUGUCACGGCCAUCUCUGCUGACUGUGAGAGCGUAUCGAACGUCACGUCCACAUUUGAGACCGGUGAGGACAGGCUGCUUUUGUCUUUUCACCGGCUUUGUUUCUGUACAUAUAUGUUGUUUUAGGAGUUUCACUUCAGCU